Messenger RNA from Andrographis paniculata, 750 nucleotides. RefSeq lists its product as uncharacterized. The transcript has 2 exons. Bases 1 to 750 code for a protein of 249 amino acids. NCBI's taxonomy places the organism in Eukaryota, Viridiplantae, Streptophyta, Magnoliopsida, Lamiales, Acanthaceae. The record is from RefSeq and is a predicted model, not a curated record.
AUGAUCAAAGAAUGGCUCACCAUAGCCAUGGACAAGGAGAUUCAAGGAAGCGUAAACUAUGCCAAAUCUGCUGCGGAAAUCUGGUCAGACCUUCAACAAAGGUUCGGUAAGGAAAGUGCACCACAUGCAUAUGAACUAAAGCAAUCCAUCUCGAGUACAAGGCAUGAGGGAAUGGCGGUAUCAGCCUAUUACACAAAACUUCGCAGGCUGUGGGAUGAAAUACAAUCCUUUCUUCCCACCCCAAAAUGUACGUGUACAGGUUGCACCUGUGGCAUUGGAAAAUCUUUCAAGGAACUUAGUGAAAGGGAACAACUUUACGAGUUCCUCCUGGGUCUCGACAACGAACUCUUUGUCAUAAGGACUCAAAUACUUGCCAUGAAACUGACCCAAUCAUUGGAAAAUGCUUAUCACUUGGUCGCCGAACAUGAACAACAAAGAUCAAUAACGAGUGGGAAAAGAUCUGCCCAUGAGGGAGUAGCAUUUCAAGCAUCUAUUAAACGCAGUCAAAACACGAAUCUAAAAAACCUAGAUCCACGAACAACUUCGACUAAUCCAUCACGGGCGAACAUGAAUGUGGAUGGCUGCUCCAGCAGCAACGGCGACAACGAACAUGCAGAAUUAGCGGCCUCCUCUGGUAGUGAACAGAUCAGUGGCGAUUUCUUCCCAGAAACUCUCAAAUCGACUUUCCAAGGACUAAUUCGGGACCUUUUUGGAAUGGCUCAGGCAAAAAGCUCUCUCGGAAGUGAAUGA